Molecule: messenger RNA, 432 nt
Organism: Lactuca saligna
Lineage: Eukaryota; Viridiplantae; Streptophyta; Magnoliopsida; Asterales; Asteraceae
Source: the annotation of a GenBank genome assembly
AUGACCAAAAAACUUGCAAGUUUUUCUUGGUAUGAUUGGAGGACAAGGGGUACCAACAAGAGAUGCCAAGAGGAAGUCAAAAUCAGAUUGAUUUCUCACUGUAUAGUUGAAUUAGCUUCUCACUGUGACAUCCUUGUUGUGGCGUGUGCACUAACUGUAGAAACCCGCCACAUCAUCAAUUGCAAAGUCAUCGAUGCACUGGGUCCCAAUGGUUUUCUCAUCAAUAUAGAGAGGGGCCCACACAUUGAUGAACCUGAACUAGUAUCUGCCCUUGUUGAAAGGCAGAUAGCAGGUGCAGGUCUUGAUGUGUUUGAGAAUGAACCCCAUGUCCCUGAAAAACAUUUUGGUGUUGAGACUGUAAAAGCCAUGGCUGAUCUUGUGGUAGGGAACCUAGAGGCUCAUUUUUCCAAGAAGCCAUUGUUGAGAUUGUAA